UAGUAAUCUGCAUGCUACUGUUUACCAGAGUGUCAUCAGCGCUGUUUGGCUAACCCCGUCGGGUUCGUUCCGCCCAAUUCGAAAAGUAAAUGCUCGCAGACAAGUGACAUCCAACGGCAUGCACUCGUGUAUUUCAGAUAUCUGGUCUGUCUGUUGGACAGGUCGUUUUUAUUUCGGUCUGUUGGUUUUUGUAGUCGUCGUUAAUGAAGUAAGCGGUUCGUCAAUAGCCACUAACGGUAACGAAGGAACCAAAGGGAACAUUAAGUUUUCACUCGAUUUGUAUAAGAAACUGGCAGAUGUAAAUGGAAAUCUUGUUACUUCUCCAGCCAGCUUGGAAAUUGUACUGGCACUCACUUAUAUUGGAGCUAAAGGAAGUACAGCUAGACAAAUUGCUAGUGUCAUCAACAAAACAAAUGAUCCCAAGUCUGUGAUGUCUAGUGCCCUUUCCCUACUCAAAGUCCUGAAGAGUGCAGACAAUGUGACUCUUGAGUCUGCCAGUGGCAUGUUUAUUCAAAAACAUUUUGAAGUGAAGAAUGAGUUCAAGUUGGCUGGUGAAUCAUUGUCUUCCGUUGCACAGAACACUGAUUUUUCUCAAGCAGAAACAGCAGCAAGUUUGAUAAACAAAUGGGUGGAACAAGCUACAAAUGGAAAGAUAAAGAACAUGGUUUCAGAAGACAGUAUCUCUCCUUUCACAAAAUUAAUACUUAUAAAUGCAAUAUAUUUCAAAGCACCAUGGAAAAUUCCUUUCAAUAAGAAGCAGACAUCAAUUGAGCCAUUUUAUACUACUCGAACUCAGAAGAAAGAUGUUCCUAUGAUGUAUAUGAAAAAACGUCUAGGCUAUAGUCAACUUGAUGAAAUAGACAGUGAUGUUCUUGAAUUACAAUAUGAGGGGCGGAACCUGAGUAUGGUAAUUUUGUUGCCACGCAAGAUUGAUGGUUUGAGAAUACUGGAAAAUCAACUUCGUGUUGCAGAUAUUAUAGAGGCUUUCAGAACAAUAUAUCCUGCUGAGGUAGAAGUUACAUUGCCUCGAUUCAUGCUACAAAAUGACAUAAAUUUGAAUCCUACGCUUAUUAAGUUGGGAUUAAGUGAUAUGUUUGACAGAAACUUGGCAGACUUCAGUGGAAUUUCUGAUACUGGUCUCUUUGUGAGCCAAGUGAAGCAGAGAACUUUCAUUGAAGUGAAUGAAAAGGGCACAGAAGCAGCUGCCUCAACAACUUCAUCAAUCAGGAUGAGGAGAAGUUUGGAACAAGAGAAGAUAUUCAGAGCAGACCACCCAUUUUCUUAUUUCAUUUUUGAUAAGACAUGUGAUGUAAUUUUAUUCUUUGGGAGAAUUGUUGAUGCCACACAGCGACCAAACUAUCUAUUACGAGAUGAACUAUAGUAAUAUAGAAGUUAGAGAAAUGUGUUAAAUACCAAUUUCAUAAGUGCCUCUGUUAAUGCUGAAUCCAUUGUAAGUGCAUCUCAUCUCAAAUAAGCACAGGAGAGUGUUUAGUGUUUAAAUACACAUCAAUGCAGUUUUUGUCUUGUCUUGGGGAAGUCACAGCCACUUCAUAGUAAUAACUGUAUGUGUCUGUCACUGUCCAGUAUUACAUAUGUAUUUGGUUUACAAGUUCCUUUUAGAAAAGUAGAGGAAAUGUAAAUGAUUAUCAGUCAAGUAUCUGUGAAGUCAAGAAAUGUAUAGUGUAACAAGCUAUCAGAGGAAACUAGCAAGGGUUAGCACACUCGAUUCGUAUUUGGGAGGGUGACUGUACAAACACGCAUCUGGCAACCUUGAUUUACGCUUUUCAUGAUUUCCCUUAAUUGCUUGAGGCAAAUGCUGAGAUGGCUCCUUUGAAAGGGGACAACUGAUUUCCUUUCCCAUCCUUCCCUAAUCUGAGUUUGUGCUCUAAUGACCUCGUUGUCGACGGGAUGUUAAAUACUAACUCCUCCUCCCUCCUAUCAGAGGAAGUUCAGGGACAUUGGUUGCGUGUUUUGACAUCAGGAACACUCUUGCUCCUGCAUCUCAUUAGAAAGUAAAUCAGUAAUGAUGUGUAAUAUGUUCUUUUGGUAUGUGUUAAAGGGUUCUCAAAUGUCAGAAAGGUUUCUUCCACAUUACUAACUAAAAUGUUUCCUCAAACAAGAACGCACAAUUUGGAACACACAACCAAAAAAAAUUCUAUGUGAGAUAAAUAAAGCAUUACCAAGACAAAAUUUGUUUAAAUUGUCCACUGUUUCUUUAGAGUAGGAAGCCAAAGAUGUUGUCUAUGCCCUGUACAAAGCAUAGAUCUGUGCAUGUGGCACUAACUUUCAUGAUUUCAUUUAUUAUGAUAACCAUUUUAUAAGUAAUGUACUGUAUCAUGUGUCAACUGAAAAUUGAUAAAGUGUAUGUGGCGUUGUUUGAGAAGUAAUUAGGUAAUGUACAUCAAAUGGGGAUGCCUAUGAAAUACAUUUGUAAUGGCAGCUUUUAAUAGGAGUAUAGUAGGAAUAGUCAUUUUUGUUUACUUAUUGAUAAUGUAGUUUGCUGUCUCGGUAAUGAAACUGUAUUAUAAAAGAACUACAUUCCAAAUAACAGCUGCUGAGAAGAGUGAAAUGUAAUUCAAAUAAAUUAUUUUCUCUUAAAUUCACAGUGUAAGCAAGUUACUGGUCUUUACAGGUUGACAUGUUAACAAAAUGAAUCAAGAGGAGUUGGUAAAGGUUGUGAACAUUUAUAUUAUGAAAUAUCUAACUAAGUAAUAUAAAAAUGUCCAUCAUUUCAAUCCAGCAUGUUCAUGCUUGUUAUUUGAUUACUGUGCCAAAAAAUUGUAUA
Messenger RNA from Schistocerca nitens (vagrant locust), 2785 nucleotides. RefSeq names its product leukocyte elastase inhibitor-like. The transcript is spliced from 8 exons. The coding region runs from base 119 to 1381 and encodes 420 amino acids. Gene Ontology annotation, molecular function: serine-type endopeptidase inhibitor activity. The record is from RefSeq and is a predicted model, not a curated record. Lineage: Eukaryota; Metazoa; Arthropoda; Insecta; Orthoptera; Acrididae.